AUGGCCAAUCAUGGCUCCAAGUUUGUUUCAGUGAAUCUAAACAAGUCUUACGGGCAACAGCAUCAGCCUUCCCACCACGCUCAUUACCCACAUUUCAAUGCGGGCGGCGGCUCUUAUGGGUCUGCCGGAGCUGGGCGGGGCAGGCCUGGAAGUGGGGGUGCCGGUGGCAUGCUGGUUUUAUCUCGGGCCCGUGGUGCCACACCCAAGGUUGUUCCUAAAUUAUCGAUCCCACCCCCCUUGAACUUGCCGUCCCUGAGGAAAGAACAUGAGAAAUUCGAUGUUUCCGGUCCCGGAGGGCCUGGAGCUGGAUCUGGAACUGGGAGUGGGUCAAGACCCACUUCAUCUGGUAUGGGCUGGACAAAGCCUGCUUCGUUGGCUGCUGCAUUCCCGGAGAAGAACGUGAUGUCUGCUGAAUUUUCUGGGCUUGAUGUAGCAGCUGGUGGUCGGGCCAUUGGUUCUUAUAUGCCGCCUUCUGCUCGUUCCACUGGGGCGGGAGCCUUGGCUCCCUCGAAUGCGGUUCGGGAUGUUCCUCCAGUUGUCGACAAAGCUGUGCUGUUGAGAGGCGAGGAUUUUCCUUCUCUGCAGGCGGCGAGGCCUGUAUCAUCUGGAACAUCACAAAAACAGAAGGAUGGCUCGAAUCAGAAGCAAAAACAUGCUGCACGUGAGGAAGUGGGCCAGGAUAAGGAAGGCGGAUAUCAUUUGGGUCCAUUGGCUGAUAUGGGUCGCUCUCCUAGUGAUACUACUGGCAACCGGCUAGCGGAAAAUGGUCGCAAGGACCAAGGAGCUGGAAACGGGCGAAUGAAUGAUCAGACCAGGAAGCAGGAAGAAUAUUUCCCCGAUCCGCUGCCGCUGGUUCGCAUGAACACGAGGUCUGAUUGGGCGGAUGACGAGCGUGAUACGAGCCAUGGAUUAGUGGACCAGGGAAGGGAUAUCGGGUACUCAAACAGCGAAAGCUAUUGGGACAGAGAUUUUGACUUGCCCAGGCCUAGUAUUUUGCCUCACAAACCAGCGGUGCAGACUCAAUUUGACAGGUGGAAUCAAUGGGACAAUGAAACUGGGAGGAAAUUUCCCGGUGAAGUCCCUAAGGUGGACACGUACAGCAAAGACACCAGGGUUCCCAGUCGGGAAGGUAAGGAAGUCAACAAGUGGAGAAACUCGCCGCCGUCCAAAGACAGCUUUAGCUCCCAAGAGUCAGGUAGUUAUAGAGCUGAUGCUGGAAACAAUAACUCUAUGAAAGAGAAUAAAUAUGUCCCGCCUCAUUAUGGAGAUACCAGUAGAGAUGGGGGGAUGGUGUAUGGUAAGGAUUCUUCCGCCUUUGGGAGGAGUGAGUUGGGACCUGUGGGGCAACAACAUCAACAGAGAAACAAUACGAUGGAAUCAUUUAAUUACCGUGGGCCAGGCCGUAACUCCCGCAAUGUCUCUGAACCACCUAAUAGAUACAGAGGCAAUAAUUUCCAGAGCAACAACUUAUCCAGAACCUCAUUUGCCUCAAGUGGGAAAUUGCCGCACAUGGCCGACCCGUUGCUGAAUAUGGGCCGCAACAAGCGUUUUCAGAACAGCGAAAGGUCUGAGGACUCUUUCUCGAGGGACUUUGGCCCCACGGGUUUUGAGGAGAGGGAUCUUUUUUCUGAGGGGCUUGUUGCUGGGGUGAUCAGAAGGAAGAAAGAUACCUCCAAACUGACCGAUUUUCAUGAUCCAGUACGGGAAUCUUUUGAAGCUGAGCUUGAUAGAGUCCAGAAGAUGCAGGAGCUUGAGCGACAGAGGAUUAUUGAAGAGCAAGAACGGGCUAUGGAGCAGGCCCGAAGAGAAGAGGAGGAGAGACAGAGAAGGAUUAGGGAAGAAGAGGAAAGAAGGCGGAAACUGGAGGAGGAAGCCCGUGAAGCUGCAUGGAGAACUGAACAGGAGCGGCUUGAGGCCACAAGAAAAGCUGAGGAGCAAAGAAUUGCGAGGGAAGAGGAAAAGAGAAGGAUACAAUUUGAAGAAGAGAGGAGGAAACAAGCUGCCAAACAGAAGCUCGAGGAGCUGGAAGCUAGGAUGGCCAAGAGGCAGGUUGAGACUUCAAAAACUGAUGCUGUUGUGUCCAAGACGAUUGUUGAUGAGAAAUGGGAAUCAGAGGUGAAGGAAAGGCAUGUUUCUAGGAAUCUUGAUAUGGAUACAUGGGAAGAUAGUGAGAGAAUGGUGGAGAAUGUGGUCGCAUCUGGUUCAUUUGAUUUGUCUACUCACAGCAUGCUUCUUGAGGUGAGCUCGAGGCCUUAUCCACCUCUAGAAGGUUCUUCAAACUUCACUGACAGAGGAGAAGCAAAUAAUUCUUUUAAAAGGGACGGGGAAUUAGAAAAUGGCAGUGGAUUCCCGGGACCACUAUCGAACCAGGAUACCACACAUUACAGCCCAAGACGCGAUGCAUUUGGUGGUGGCAGAGGAAUUCCUCGGAAAGAGUUCUAUGGUGGAGCUGGAUACAUGGCUUCUAGGGGUUAUCUGAAAGCAGGAAUGCCGGAGACCUACAUGGAAGAGUUUGGAUAUCAUAAAGAUCAUAGGUGGAAUCCUUCUCCGGGGAAUGCCGACCGGUACGGUAAAUUUAGCGAGAUGGAACCAGAAUUUCAUGAUAGUUUCGGGGAAAGAUAUGGUGAUGGUGGCUGGGGGCAGGGACGCCAUCGGGUCAAUACCCGUCCUCCUUACCCAGAACGUUUGUAUCCACAUCUUGAGUCAAAUGCUCUUUAUAACUAUGGGAGAUCCAGGUAUACUGUGAGGCAGCCACGUGUCCUUCCGCCUCCUUCCCUUGUUCCAUCUCAAAGGCCUAAUACAAGAGUUACUGACCAACUUGCUGGGUCUCCGUCAUUUCUCGAUGACCGCAUUCAUUAUCCGCGUGCCACAGGAACUGAAUCUCCAGCUUAUUAUGACGGUAAUCGAGGAGGUCUUGAGCCAUCUGACAUAUUUGGAAUUCAGCAGGAAAAUAGUACUUCGGAGGGCCAGAAUUUGAAUAAUGCAUCAAGGUGCGACUCGCAGUCAUCCCUAUCUGUUUCCAGCCCGCCAACUUCUCCACCUCAUUUCUCUCAUGAUGAGCUGGAAGAAUCUGGGGACUCUCGAGCAGGAUCAUCUCUAGGAAAAGAGAAGGGAAGUUUAUUGGCUGGAACUCGACCUGUUGUCCCUGAUGGUAAUUCAGAAAAUGAUACAAGGCUGAUUGUUUCGGAUAAUGUUUCUGCUGUUGAUGAUGAAGAAUGGACCGUCGAAACUGGGAACACUUUACAGCAGCAAGAAGAGUAUGAUGAGGAUGAAGAUGGUUAUAGAGAGGAGGAUGAAGUCCGUGACAGGGAUGAUGGAAAUCUCAAUCUGGUCCAAAACUUUGAAAGGCUGGAACUCGAAGAACACGAGUCACCUCAUGCAUUGGAAAAUGUGGUUUUAGGUUUUGACGAGGGUGUUGAAGUCGUAAUACCAAGCGAUGAUUUUGAGAAAACUAUACACACUCAGGAAAAAGGAUCAUUUGAGGUUACCGAGAAUGCUGUUGAUAUCACGAAUAAAAGUGGCACCGUUGAUGGGUUUCCUUCAGAUCCACCUAAUUAUCUGCCCUCAGAUGAUUCACUUGGAAUUAAUACUGAUAGCUCUACAAAUGUACCAGAAGAAGUGGCAUCUCAGAGCUGUAUUGGUCAACAUGUUACAACUGCUGCUUUAUCUGAUGAUGCUGGUUUAGCUGCUCGGCAGACAAAUUCAUCAACUGCUGCUCUUAGUCAGCCUAGUGAUACUGUGCCAUCUUCAUCUUCUUCUGGAAGUCAGGCUGAUUUACCUGUCAAGCUUCAAUUUGGGCUAUUUUCUGGUCCAUCCUUGAUACCAUCUCCCGUGCCUUCUAUACAGAUUGGUUCCAUACAAAUGCCUCUGCAUAUCCAUCCUCCCGUCGGCCAAUCCAUCACUACUCAUAUGCAUCCAUCUCAGCCUCCCAUGUUCCAAUUUGGUCAGCUUCGUUAUACGCCUCCCAUCUCCCAGGGGAUUUUGCCGAUGGCCCCUCAAUCCAUAUCUUUUCUUCAACCUAACAUGAUGGGCCAUUUUAACUUGAACCAAAAUGCCGGAGGCUCCGUGGCUAACGAACCUUCUAAUAAGAAUGAAGCCAAGAGUGAGGUGUCAAAUCUUCCAAUAAACAAUCAGCCAAGUUUUAUUUCUUCAUCAACUGAGCAAUCUGGUGAAGGUUUGAAUGCAUUUUUGAAUACAACAGACGUGAAUAAGGACAAUUCUGAAGAAACUAAGUUGGCCUCUGGCUCACUAGCAGAAGAGAAAAGACAGAAUUCUGCGGGUUCGAAGAGUUACUCAUCGUCAUCAAAGGCAAAGGCAUCUGAACUUGAUUCACAGCACGCACAAUCAACAAUGCAGUCCGUCAUUGUAGGCGACAGAAUUUAUGGUGGGCCUAGAGGUUUGGGUCCAUUAUCUGGUGGAAGGGGGAGAAGAUUUACCUAUGCAGUAAAAAAUACAUACACUAGAGUAUCUGUCCAGGAUCAUGGUAAGCCAUCAGAUUCAAAUGGGUUUCAGAGAAGGCCACGACGAACUGUCCAGCGGACUGAGUUUCGGGUUCGUGAGAAUAAUGACCGGAGGCCGCCACCUGUAUCUUCUAAUAAUAUGGGCUUAAAUGAAAAAUCUAAUUACAAUGGGAAGACUGUUGGAGUGUUUGCUAGAAGUGGGUCAAAGAGAGACGGGGAAGCAAAAGAGAUGGCAAAUGAUAAGAGUCAGGAUGCCUUGCACCCUGGUGAAGCAAAUUUGAAGAGAACUGCAUCUGAGAAUGUGGAGGCCCCCUUACAGAGUGGAGUCAUUUGCGUGUUUAAGCAACCUGGUAUAGAAGCUCCUAGUGAUGAAGAUGAUUUCAUUGAAGUCCGAUCAAAAAGGCAGAUGCUAAAUGAUCGACGGGAACAGAGGGAGAAAGAGAUCAAAGCUAAAUCAAGGAUCUGUAAGCCACCACGUAAACCACACUCUUCUAGACCAAAUGAUGUAGUCUUGAGAAAUCAUAAUAAACUGCCGAUACCACUGGGUAAUGAAGAGGCCCAGAGUUCUCAAUUGAAAUUUACUUCAUCUGUCAGCCCUCACUUGGUGGACAAUGAAUCGACUGGGUAUACAGCUGCAGCUUCACAGCUUGCAGUUGGGACUCCAUUUAAUUCUGACGCUCAGGCUAGCAAGUGUGUGAUCCGUAAUGAAAACUUCAGCUUAGUUUUAUUUAACAAAAAUGCUAAACUUUUCUUGUAUGUUUGCAUUAGCAGGUCUGCCCAAGCAGGGUCAGUACCAGUUGUUUCUGAUGGCAGAACAGAACGUGAGUCUGGAUUAAAUAUCGACAGCAGAAAUAAGGUUAUGUCUUUGAGCCAGUCACAAAUUGAUGAGGUCAUGAAACCUGCUCAGUAUGAUCCACAUGUAUCUACUGUUGGGGGUCAUUCCGGCACAGCUACUGAUCCAAUCCUGCCUACAUCAUCCAGUUUGACGAAGGAAAAAGCCUUUUCUUCUGGUUCUAGCCCAAUCAGUUCCCUACUUGCUGGAGAGAAAAUUCAAUUUGGUGCUGUUACGUCUCCAACAGUCCUCCCCUCUACCACCCAUGUUGCAUCACAUGUAAUUGGUGCUCCAGGUUCCAACCGACCGGACACGCAGAAGUCCCGCAGUUUUCCCAUAACCCAGAAAGACGAUUCUCUUUUCUUUUCAAAAGAGGAGCCCCUCUCCGACUCUGUGCAAGAUUGCGAGGCUGAAGCAGAAGCAGCUGCUUCUGCUGUUGCUGUUGCUGCCAUAAGCAGUGAUGAGAUACCCGGGAAUGGCAGUGACGCCAAAAGUUUGACUGCUUGUGUUAAUGGCAUUACAACAGGUGUAGUUGGUGAUAAGCAAGUAACAAUCCAAUCGCAAAGUGAGGAUUCAUUGAGUGUUUCUCUCCCUGCCGAUCUAUCCGUGGAGACCACACCGAUAUCCUUGUGGCCGCCAUUGCCAAGCCCUCAGAGCUCCUCUGGUCAAAUGCUCUCUCAUUUCCCCACAGGCCCACCCUCCCACUUUCCCUUUUACGAGAUGAACCCCUUACUUGGGGGACCAAUUUUCGCUUUCAGCCCGCACGAAGAGUCCUCUGGUAAUCGAUCACAGCCACCAAAGAGUGUGGCGCCAGCCUCGGGACUUCCCCUCGGCAACUGGCAUUCCGGUGUGGAAUCGUUUUACGGGGCACCAGCUGGAUACCCAGGCCCAUUCAUCGGCCCACAUGGAGGCAUUCCGGGUGUUCCAGGCCCGACUCCGCAUAUGGUCGUAUAUAAUCAUUUUGCUCCUCUUGGACAGUAUGGUCAGGUGGGCUUGAGUUUUAUGGGUGCAACAUAUAUACCUUCAGGAAAGCAAGGUGAUUGGAAAAAUAAUGUGUCGGCAUCCUCUGCUGGACACAGUGGUGGUGAGGGUGACAUUAAUAAUGUGAAUGUGAGUAAUGCGCAGAGGGGUGGGCCCAAUAUGACACCGCCUAUUCAGCAUCUUGCCCCGGGGUCCCCGCUAUUGCCAAUGCGUCCCCCGAUGCACAUGUUUGAUGUAUCUCCAUUUCAGACUGCUCCUGAUUUGCCUGUCCAAGCUCGCUGGGGCCAAAUUCCUCCCUCGCCAAUUUUCCCGGUCUCUCGACCACCACAAUCCCAAACAGACGGUCUAUUGCCUCCUCAAGUCAACAAUCCUGGAAAUCCUACGGACCAAUCACAAGCCGCCAACAUAUUCAUCGAGUCCCCUUCCCCAACACAGUCUGACAGCAAAAGCUCAAGUUUCAAGGUCUCCUCAGACUCCACCGUGGUCCCAUUUCCUUCUCAUCUCGGAGUGUCGGACCAACUAAGAUUCGACUUGCCUGCAUCUGUCGUCCAGACCUUGCCCGUUAGUUCAAAUCCUGAAUCUAUCAAGACCGAUACUACCGAGAAUAGCAAACCCCAGAACACAAGUGCUCUCAAUGCUCAAUUCCCUAAGAAAAAUGUAUCAUCUGCCCAACAGGGGAGUAAUAACUAUAAUAAUAAUAAUAGUAAUACAAGCAGGUAUGGUUAUCGAAGGAGUGGAGGUGUAAUGGCUCACAGGCAGGGCUCGGGAAGUGAAUAUUCUCACCGGAGGGUGGGCUACUAUGGACGUAACCAGUCGAGUGGUGUGGAUAAAGGUUUUCAUUCUUCAAAGGUGAAACAGAUUUACGUGGCCAAACAGAACAGUGGCGCGGGCCCCACUGAUUGA
This is a messenger RNA of Striga hermonthica, 7176 nucleotides long. NCBI's taxonomy places the organism in Eukaryota, Viridiplantae, Streptophyta, Magnoliopsida, Lamiales, Orobanchaceae. The record is from the annotation of a GenBank genome assembly.